UUCAGAACACCAACGCAGGAGAAAGCUAUAAACAUUGUGUAGUCAAAAUGUGCCGCUUGAUGAAAAAGUGCCUUACAUUUACACUCACAGCUUGUAUUGUCCUUGCAGAAACAGAUGUUGAGUGUGCCAACCAAGUGCUGUGUAUUUUGAAAAAAUAUUGCGUGUCCGUUCCAGGCCCUCUGAUACUUGAUAUGAUACAUGUUGAUGGUUACUGCGCCGACAUAAAAGAUGUGAAAACAUGUAUGGGGUUAUGCAUGAAUGAGAAAUGUCCGGACAAUCGCUACGAACAUUUUUUUAUGCAAAUGUUUGGUAGAGAAGUAGAAAAUUUGUAUGAAGUGCUUUGUGGAGAACACGGGGAAAAGGUUAUUACAGGACUUUCAAACUGCAUGCAAGUUCUCUUUAAAAAGGACGAAAAUUUGGAAUCAUUGCAAUCCACUUGUUUAAAGCGGGCAACCGGUGAGUGCCUUGAAUCUGAUCAGUCACGUAGACUAAGUUGUCGAUUUGUAAAGUUGAUCGAAUGUAUCAAAAAGGGAUCUCAAACAGUUUGUGGGGAACUCAGCGCAGACUUUUUGGGAAAGGAUUUUGCUUUGCAUUUGUUUACCAGGUUGUAUUGAUUAUGAGAAACAGAUCCAGUAAAUUGAGGCUGAAGGCGCUGAAACAUAUUAAUUAAUGUAAACUAUUGUUUCGUAUCUAUCGCCUAAUAAAUUUUUGAACUGU
Physella acuta is the source of this 717-nucleotide messenger RNA. RefSeq lists its product as uncharacterized. The record is from RefSeq and is a predicted model, not a curated record. Lineage: Eukaryota; Metazoa; Mollusca; Gastropoda; Physidae.